CAUACGCGCACCGCACCGCGGCGCCGAUACAUAAGCCCUCAGCCCCCGCAUCACUGCUCCACCACCACCACGCGGGACAGCUCACCACAGCCUGCGCAGCACCGAGAGAGCGCCGCAAGAAUCCAAGAAGCCACCGUCGGCGGCGGCGAUGAGGGCGGCCGGGGCAGCCGUGGCGCUGCUCUUCUUCCUCUUCCUGGCCGCGGCGGCCGAGGUGGCGGCGCUGCCGAGGUUCGCGGAGGCGCCGCAGUACCGGAACGGGGAGGGGUGUCCGGCGUCGACAGCGGCCGGCGUGUGCGACCCGGGCCUGGUGCACAUAGCCAUGACCCUCGACGCGCACUACCUGCGGGGCUCCAUGGCGGCCAUCUACUCGCUGCUCAAGCACGCCUCCUGCCCGGAGUCGCUCUUCUUCCACUUCCUGGCGGCGGCGCCGGGCGACGGCGAGCUGCGCGCCGCGCUGGCGGCCUCCUUCCCGUCCCUGCGGUUCGAGAUCUACCCGUUCCGCGCCGAGGCCGUGGCCGGGCUCAUCUCGGCCUCCGUGCGCGCCGCCCUCGAGGCGCCGCUCAACUACGCGCGGAACCACCUCGCCGACCUGCUCCCGCCCUGCGUGCCCCGGGCCAUCUACCUCGACUCCGACGUCCUGGCCGCCGACGACGUGCGCCGGCUCUGGGAGACCCGCCUCCCCGCCGCCGCCGUCGUCGCCGCGCCCGAGUACUGCCACGCCAACAUCUCCCGCUACUUCACGCCCGCCUUCUGGUCCGACCCGGCGCUGGGCGCGCGCGUCUUCGCGGACCGCCGCCGCCCGCCCUGCUACUUCAACACCGGCGUCAUGGUCAUCGACCUCCGCCGCUGGAGGGCCGGCAACUACCGCCGCCGGAUCGAGCGCUGGAUGGAGAUCCAGAAGGAGAAGCGCAUCUACGAGCUGGGCUCGCUGCCGCCGUUCCUGCUGGUCUUCGCCGGCGAGGUGGAGGCCGUCGACCUCCGCUGGAACCAGCACGGCCUCGGCGGGGACAACGUGCACGGCAGCUGCCGCCCGCUCCACGACGGGCCCGUCAGCCUGAUGCAUUGGUCGGGCAAGGGCAAGCCGUGGGACCGCCUGGACGCCGGCAGGCCCUGCCCGCUCGACCACACCUGGAAGUCCUACGACCUCUACAUCGCCGGGGACGGAAGCAGCGCCGCCUCGCCAGCCUCCGGGCCGGCAUUGUCCGCCUGGUAGAGGGAGCUCGUAGCUGUACUGACUAGAUACAGUAAUUCUUUUGUUGGUUGGGCGGUUCUUGGCAAUGGCAGCGCGGCGGCACCGCGUCGGUGCCGCGGCUGCCGCUGCCGUCGGAUGUACAGGGCGGCGAGGGGGGAAGGGAGGGUCGCCGGCGAUUGCUGCGCGAGGAGGGAGAAGAGUGGUGGAUAGAGAAAAGAAGAGCUUGUUCUUUUUGGUAGAAAAUCAGAUUGGUUAUGUGGGGGGAUUUUGAUUCUUUUUGGUCGAGGUGGACAUUCUAGGGGUUGGUUGCCAAUUCGCUGGAUUGGUGGCGAUGUACAAUUCGUUGAUAGUACUAGGAAAGACUGGAAUUUUGUUCUGUUGUUAUUGACGAUUCUUUCAUUCAUAAUAAGCCUGUGCGUUCUUGAUCUGAAA
Triticum dicoccoides is the source of this 1624-nucleotide messenger RNA. Its product is annotated as probable galacturonosyltransferase-like 9. The record is from RefSeq and is a predicted model, not a curated record. The transcript has a single exon. Gene Ontology annotation, cellular component: Golgi apparatus. Gene Ontology annotation, molecular function: glycosyltransferase activity. NCBI's taxonomy places the organism in Eukaryota, Viridiplantae, Streptophyta, Magnoliopsida, Poales, Poaceae. Bases 149 to 1213 code for a protein of 354 amino acids.